This is a messenger RNA of Ectocarpus siliculosus, 327 nucleotides long. Lineage: Eukaryota; Phaeophyceae; Ectocarpales; Ectocarpaceae. The record is from the annotation of a GenBank genome assembly.
AUGACCAGGGUCCGCGAGGAACACUCCCGUCUGCAAGGGGUUGUGGUGUCGCUGAACAAGAAAAUCUCACAAGUGUUGGCGAAGCAAGAGGGCGACUUUCUCGCGGCGUAUAGAGCUCACAUGUACACCGUGCAGAAGGAGCUGCAGACUCUCCGUCAACGCGUGAUCGAAGCAGAGAAUGUCCUCCAGAAAAACGACAAGGUGCAAAAACUCGAGGACGAAUGCGACUGGUACCGCAAGGAAGCCCUGCGGCUCGACAGCUUCAACACGGCGAUGAAGAAGGAUCUAAAAUACAUGAAGGGGAAGCUAGAAAUACUUGGUGGGUGA